AUGAACCCACCCCACAACCUCUUUCGAAACCGAGCCCGACGUCUAUACCCGACAGACCCAGACCUCAACCCAGAACCAGAACCAGAACCAGAACCAGACCCAGCCCCAAUCGCGGUCCCACGCGCCGCCAGCGCCAGCGCCAUGUCCUCCACCCCAGACGCCCACCACGUCCGGCGACAGGCAGAAGACAGCGCCGUCAAAUCAACAGCAGCGGUCGGCGUGCCCGUCUCCGCAUCGUCGAAGUCCGGCUCCGGGUCCGGCGGCCUGCUGAUCGCGGCGGUCUGCAUCAUGCUCGUGCUGCUGCUUGGCAGUGCCGUUGGCUAUUUCUGUUUGCGGCGGCACUUUAAAAGGCAAAGAAGAGGCAUGCAACAGGCGCAGGCGGAGAUUCGGACUUUUGCGCUGGAUAGGGGGGCUGAUGCCCACGGUAAUGGGCAGGGACUGCUGCAGGGGCAGAGGGAGAGGGAGGGAGAGAGGGAGGGAGAGAGGGAGGGAGAGAGGGAGGGAGAGAGGGAGGGAGAGAGGGAGGGAGAGAGGGAGGGAGAGAGGGAGGGAGAGAGGGAGGGAGAGAGGGAGGGAGAGAGGGAGGGAGAGAGGGAGGGAGAGAGGGAGGGAGAGAGGAAGGGGGAGAGGGAGAGGGGAGGAGGUGCGGAUGGUGGUACGGUGGAUAGCAGGGAUAGGCGUCACAGGGUGUUUAGUUGGGAGAAGCAGCCGACGAGUUUCGAUGUUGUUGAGGUUCGGGAACAAGGGGUGGGAUCUGAGUUGCACGUGGCGAAUAGGGGAGCCGGGGGCGUCCGUCUUACAGUUGGGCUUCCUGCUUGA
This is a messenger RNA of Anthostomella pinea, 819 nucleotides long. Lineage: Eukaryota; Fungi; Ascomycota; Sordariomycetes; Xylariales; Xylariaceae. The record is from the annotation of a GenBank genome assembly.